CAUGAGAAUAGUGUCAGUUCUGCCAAUAUAGGCAAAAAUUUUAAAAUUAUCUGUUUAGUAGAAUGUGCAUUUGUCCCACGCUGGGACUCAAAAUCGGACUUUUGAUUUUAAUACCUAUAACCGCAGGAUUUAAUGCUGCUCAAGUAGCAAAAGACAUUUCUAUCUGGAAUGAGGUGAAGGGCUCCAACCAGGUUAUUUUAAUUAUAAGCCUAGCGCUGUCUAUAGUCAUAACGGUUGCUCUUAUUCCCCUAAUGUAUGCGACCAUCCGAAAAAUUGUGCUGAUUAUAUACGUUGUGCUUUAUUUUUUUAUAUUUUACAUAUUGGCCAAACUGAUCAUCCUACUUGUGAAUGUAUCUAUUGAUAACCCCGAUAAGACAGCAGCUCAUUCCUGGUUCAUUGCGUGCUGGUUUAUUUCGUUUCUAUGCAUGGCCUUUAUAAUAUUGUACUACAUCCGUCUACAUGACCUGUCCAUCGACGAAGAUUUUGCUAACUAAAUGUCGACUAAAAGUUCAGAUUUAAAGGGUAAUGUCUUAUCAUUACAUUAAGUCCGCC
Messenger RNA from Drosophila gunungcola (fruit fly), 552 nucleotides. RefSeq lists its product as uncharacterized. NCBI's taxonomy places the organism in Eukaryota, Metazoa, Arthropoda, Insecta, Diptera, Drosophilidae. The transcript has 4 exons. Bases 63 to 494 code for a protein of 143 amino acids. The record is from RefSeq and is a predicted model, not a curated record.